Brugia malayi is the source of this 1857-nucleotide messenger RNA. RefSeq lists its product as uncharacterized. The coding region runs from base 1 to 1857 and encodes 618 amino acids. The transcript is spliced from 12 exons. Gene Ontology annotation, molecular function: mRNA 3'-UTR binding. Gene Ontology annotation, biological process: positive regulation of translation. NCBI's taxonomy places the organism in Eukaryota, Metazoa, Nematoda, Chromadorea, Rhabditida, Onchocercidae. Gene Ontology annotation, cellular component: cytosol; cytoplasmic stress granule. The record is from RefSeq and is a predicted model, not a curated record.
AUGGCUGUCAUCAAUGAGCAAGGAGAACCGGGCGCAUUCUUCAUGUGCACCGAAACAUCGCCUCGUUGCUAUAUCAUCCAAAGGGUGAAUUCUAGCAGUAUUGACCGGAUGUUAGAUGAUAUGAUGGUGCCAUCUGGUGAGUGCGACACACCUCCUACGCCAAUGUUACCGUGGUGGUUUACAGCGGAAUGUGAGAAUCAACUCUUAGCUGCAUCGGAUCCGCCUGUUAUUCAGAUGCCGACCAGCAUGUCUACAACUCUUUCUGUGCCACCACCACCACCGCCACCACCUCCACCAUCAGUAGCAGUAGUAACUCCACCGGCUCAGCGAGUAAUUUCUACCGCCGUAUCUCAGUCUCCAGAACAAAUAAAGCAACAACUCAAAGCUCAGCUAGAAUAUUAUUUUUCAAGAGAAAAUCUAAUGACUGAUAGAUUUCUACGGUGUCAAAUGGACAACGAUCAGUACGUACCUAUACGAAUCAUUGCUGGCUUUCCAAAAGUCAAACGACUCACCAGUGAUUACAAUCUGGUUGUGAAAGUGCUACGAGAAUCAUCUCAGGUGCAAGUCGACGAAAAAGGACAACGGGUACGAGCCGUUUCAAAGCGAUGCACUAUUAUCCUGCGUGAAAUACCUGAAUCCACCGAUGAGAAGGAGGUAGCAUCAAUGUUCGCUGGUGGACCACCAUAUUUAAGCCUGCAAUAUGGCCUGAAUAAUAGCUGGUAUGUAACGUUCGAAUCGGAAGAAGCUACGGAGCGUGCAUUCUUGCAUUUGCAGAAUCUAGGCAAAACUUUCAACAACAAACCGAUCUGUGCACGAAUAAAAACAGGUGGUGCACCAUAUUCAGAACCAUUGAAUCUGAUUCCGGAUCGAUCUCCGUCUGCUGUGCCGUCGGAAAUUUCAGGCGACGCUACUGUAUCCGUUCCCAUCGUGCCUGCUCCUUCACCAUGUUCAUCUGACACGUUCGAUUUGGGUCAAAUCCUGGCCAGUUACGGGUACGUACCAUGUGCAACUUUCAAGCCUGGUACGACGGUUGUUCAUAUCACCUCUACUGUCGGUGCAACCGCUAACAGAAAUGCCAACCACCAUCGAUUGAGAGGUGCUUGCUCUGCUGGACUGAAUAAUUCGAAUUUUCGAGGUUCCAAUUCCAGAGCACGAGGUGCUUUCGUAUAUAAUCAGCGAGUCUGCACCAGCGAUCAUCGUGAUUUCAGUAAUUAUCAGCACGGAGGAGGCCGACGGAGCAAAAACCAUGGUGACACUCAUCGUGAUGGUUAUCGGGAUAGAAACAACGAUUCUCUAACUUUUGUUCGUCCUAGAGGCCGACAGAAUCGACUUAAUUUUUAUUCUGGUACUGUGCGAAGUGGGACACCAGUUGAAUCACAAAAGACUAAUCAAAGCGAUAAUAUACAACACCGCUACGACUACGAUCAAUCAAGCGGCCGGAGUGUGCAGACACGGCAACAACGGCGUAAGCAGAGAGAUAUGCCACUGUCUGGAAUUUCAUCGGGAAAUAAUAAAAGUGUAAUAUGUCCUCCAAUAAUUUGCCUACCGCCAGAAGGAGGCAGGAAAAGUGACGAGCAGCAGUGUUGUUCAAAAACAGCUAGCGAUGUUGAUUCCAAAAUAGAAAGAAGCAGUUCUCGUAAAACUGUCGAUAUGGAAUAUAGCUUUGAAGAGGGUGCGUUUCCUUGUCUUUCUGAAGAAGUAUCUCCGGUAGCGGAUGUGAAAGAAUCAAAAUCGCGGAGUAAACCAUCAUUCAGUUCGGUAGCUGCCGGUAGGAGAGAAGAAAGGAAGGAAGCGAAAGAAAGAAAAAGUUAUGCACAGACGCUGAAGCAAAAUAAUGGAUUGCUACAGUCAUCUUAA